This is a messenger RNA of Brenthis ino (lesser marbled fritillary), 2688 nucleotides long. The record is from the annotation of a GenBank genome assembly. NCBI's taxonomy places the organism in Eukaryota, Metazoa, Arthropoda, Insecta, Lepidoptera, Nymphalidae.
AUGGAGAACAGACAUGCACCCCCUGGAGUUAACUCUCGCUCAGAAACUGUGGCACAAUCAGCUGCUGAUCUAGAGGUACUAAAAGAGAUAGAACAUAUCUAUUUCUCCCCUCCCUCCGAGUUUGAUGCAGCUAGAUAUGUUUUGGAACAUGCACCGUCUCCACCAGACUGUGAGGCUAUUGAGCGCAUGUUUAGUAAAUUGAAAAGACAACAACAGGUUGUAUCAGGCAAAGCUCUACAUUUAAUCUCCCAACAACGCGAUAAUUGUGAUCGGGAAUUCGCUGAAAUACAAACUAUUCGCGCACAACUCUCAGAAACUUUGGAUACUUGUAAAAAAGCGAGGGAACGUUUAAAAACUGCGUCCAAUCAUCUCACUAUAUCCACUAUUGUCAUACUGGCUAACGUUAGAAAGAGACAGAUAAUAAAAUCAGUGUUGAAGUCACUGCAAUUAUUGCAGAAUUUGCGAAGUGUAGAAAAGGAUGUUGGGGAUUUGUUGGCUAAAAAGGAAUAUUUUGAAGCGAUCGAACUUAUUUUGAAGAGUAAAAAAGCUGCGGCUGCUCAUAAAGAGUUUACAUGUAUAGCUGAUCUUUCCACUAGAUUGCAGGAUACUCUGGAUAUGACUGAAGAGAAACUAGAUUCGGUUUUAGCGAAAAUCUGCUACAAUUUUGAUGAAGAUACGUUUAGGAAGCUAAAAAAAGCGUAUACUCUUUUGGGUAAAACUCAAGCGGCUAUGGAACAGUUACACAUGCACUACUCGUCAGCAGUGAAUGAAUCUGCUUUAGAAGCGGUCAAACCGUAUCUAAAUGAUGUUUCGAUUGAGAUGAAGUUUCAAGAGAUGUGUCAGUCUGUUCCGACAACAAAAGCGCCAGAUUGUUUGCUUAAUCUGUGCGAAAAUUUAUUUUUGGUCAUGCGAAGUUACUAUUUAUUGGUAAAUUGGCACAUGAAGAAUGAAGAAGCUGUACCUAAUUCUAGCAACGUUUUCGAUAUCGAAAAGAAUGUCAGUCGAGAAUAUAUCAAGCAAAAAUUAAAGGCGGGGUUAAUAAGAAUAUGGCACGAUGUCUUAGCGAAAGUGUCGACGUUUCUAAAAAGGUCCGGAUUAGAAGAGUUUCCCUUCGAAAAGUUCAUUCAAAUGUUGGGAAUUUUGAGGAAAUUGACGCAAGUGGCUGAAAUAUUUUGCGGGGAUAAAUCAGAUUUUCUUCAAGACUUUAUCAAGACUCAGAGCGUGUCGUAUAUAAAAAACUAUCAUAGAGGCAGAAUGGAAGAGUUAAAAUUGUUUCUAGAGAACGAGGGAUGGGAACAGUGUCCGGUUAAAUCGACAUUUAACGUUCUAAAUCUGCAAGAAUUUAGGCAGUUCAAAAAAUAUUUGAAUCCGUCUAAAAAUGAUGUUGCGAAAACGCAAUCUGAUACGACAUCGUCAGUUCCAUCUCUAGACGACAGUGUGUACAUAUCUAAAUAUUUCACCCAAAAAACAUCACGUACACCCUUCGAGAUAUUUAGAAAUGAAAACGUGACUAACGACGAUAUUUUUGGCAUAGAGCACGAAUCGGAUGCGAGUGACGAAUCAGACGACGAACCAGACGAAUUAAGACAAGAUUUCGUCGAAGAUACAGACGGACACGACUAUUCUACGACCAAUGACGUUCCAACGAGUCCCUCUAAAAUUAAAGAGAGUGUGAUCGUAACUAACACGACGUUAUCCGUUCUAAGAAAUUGCGGGCAAUACCUUCAAAUUAGCAGAUAUUUGCCCCAAAUAUCUUUAGAAGUCAUUCUCUUAAUGAAUCAACUGUUCGACUACUAUUUUUACGCGGUCCAUUUAUUUUUCACGUCAGACUUAGACGUUGCUUCGUCAACUUUAUACAGUCCAAAGUUAAAUUUAGUCCUCAAAAGAGUAUCUAACAGCCUAAAUUCUGAAGAAAACGCGAGUUACGAGUAUCCGAAUGUUCCGAAUCAUUUGGAUAUGAACACUGAAGUGAAUUUACAUGGUUUGAGUGAGAGAAUUGUUGGUGUUGAGAGUGUCAUCUUCUUAGCGAAGCAGUUUGAACUCCUCCAUCCAUAUUUAGAAUCUAUAGUGACUACUCAACAGCGAAUAAUUUUGGACCAUUUCAAAGAUAAUACGUUAGCAACCGUAUCAGAUUUGAGAAUGCCAGUUUACAUGUGCUCAGCAUCCAAGGCUGUAGAUGCUAGAUCUUCCCUCAUAGCAAUGUCUCAGGUUCGAUGGGACGUUAAAAACGUUGCAGUGGAUCACAGUCCUUACGUAGACAUGAUAGUCCGAAAGAUCCAAGUUUUUGCCCUUCGCUUAGAGAACAUAUCUUCAAGAGUUACAUUAAAUUUAGAAGUGAUCAAUUCAAUUUGGGCGAUGGUCUCCAAAUUUGUGGUCCAUUUGCUAGUCGAGGGCUUCUCCAAUGCGACGAAAUGCACAAACGGUGGUAGGGGGCUAAUGCAGUUAGAUUAUAGGCAGUUAUUUAUCAAACUGGAAAAGAUUUCUGGCUUAAAACCAGUUCCGUUUCAAGAAUACGUGGAUAGAUAUGUCAAAGCGUACUAUUUGCCCAGAAACGAAUUAGAAACUUUUGUCAAAGAAAGAGUUGAGUAUUCUAACAAACAUCUCUUAGCGUUAGUAUCUUGUGCCUGCGAAAACAAAAAGGAUAGGCAAGCGUUGAGUGCUAUUAUCGAGGGCAGAGAAGCUUCUAGC